This is a messenger RNA of Aspergillus welwitschiae, 2780 nucleotides long. Its product is annotated as subtilisin-like protein. The transcript has 9 exons. The coding region runs from base 1 to 2769 and encodes 922 amino acids. NCBI's taxonomy places the organism in Eukaryota, Fungi, Ascomycota, Eurotiomycetes, Eurotiales, Aspergillaceae. Gene Ontology annotation, molecular function: transmembrane transporter activity; serine-type endopeptidase activity. The record is from RefSeq and is a predicted model, not a curated record. Gene Ontology annotation, biological process: transmembrane transport; proteolysis.
AUGGCUUUCCUCAAACGCAUUCUCCCGCUGCUGGCCCUCAUCUUGCCUGCAGUUUUCAGUGCCACAGAACAGGUCCCUCAUCCGACCAUCCAGACCAUCCCGGGGAAGUACAUUGUUACUUUCAAGUCCGGCAUUGACAAUGCGAAAAUUGAGUCUCAUGCCGCAUGGGUAACAGAGCUCCACAGGCGCAGCUUAGAAGGCCGCAGUACAACCGAAGAUGACCUUCCCGCCGGGAUCGAAAGAACGUACAGAAUUGCCAAUUUUGCUGGGUACGCGGGGUCUUUCGAUGAGAAAACUAUCGAGGAGAUCCGCAAACAUGACCAUGUAGCUUAUGUGGAGCAAGAUCAGGUCUGGUACCUCGAUACGCUAGUUACCGAAAGGCGAGCUCCUUGGGGACUUGGGAGCAUUUCUCACCGUGGUGCAUCUAGCACUGACUACAUCUAUGAUGACAGCGCUGGGGAGGGUACAUACGCUUAUGUAGUGGACACCGGCAUCUUGGCUACGCAUAAUGAGUUUGGUGGUCGUGCUAGCCUGGCAUAUAAUGCUGCAGGGGGUGAGCACGUUGAUGGUGUUGGACAUGGCACACAUGUAGCAGGGACCAUCGGCGGCAAAACAUACGGGGUUUCGAAAAACGCCCACCUAAUGUCCGUGAAGGUGUUUGUAGGUGAAUCCAGCUCGACAUCGGUCAUUCUAGAUGGCUUCAAUUGGGCUGCCAAUGAUAUUGUGAGCAAGAACCGGACCAGUAAGGCGGCGAUUAAUAUGAGUCUUGGUGGAGGCUACUCCUAUGCGUUUAAUAAUGCAGUUGAGAAUGCUUUUGACGAGGGUGUGCUCUCUUGUGUUGCCGCUGGAAAUGAGAAUAGAGAUGCAGCACGGACUAGCCCGGCUUCUGCACCCAACGCCAUUACUGUUGCCGCUAUCAACAGAAGCAAUGCUCGUGCGUCAUUCUCAAACUACGGCUCCGUGGUUGACAUUUUUGCCCCGGGAGAGCAAGUACUUUCUGCAUGGACCGGCUCGAACUCGGCCACCAACACGAUCUCCGGCACGUCCAUGGCUACACCUCAUGUGACAGGUUUGAUCCUCUAUUUGAUGGGCUUGCGGGACCUUGCUACCCCAGCGGCUGCAACGACCGAGCUCAAAAGGUUGGCUACGCGGAAUGCUGUCACCAAUGUGGCGGGUAGCCCCAAUCUUCUGGCCUACAAUGGAAACAGCGGCGUGUCUUCUCUGAUUCUCACAAUGAGAACUGUCGCCCGGGUCAUUGCGGCCCCUGUGGAAAGCGAAAAGGAGACGCUUCUGGCGCUGCUUCCGCAGUACGGGCUCAAACUAGCCCCGGACGGGAUCCAUAUCCAGUGGGCUCUGGGCAAUUGCCGACAUCCACGGAACUGGAGCUUGCAACGUAAGGUCUAUGAUACCACUCUUAUCAUUUUCCUGGAAUUUUUCACGACUGCCAUUAGCACUGCCGGCUCAACUGCGGCCGACAAUGCCGUCCACGACUUCAAGAUCUCCAAAACCCUGUCAAUCUUCCUUUUCGUCUCCAUAUAUCUUAUCGGCCAAGCCAUCGGGGGUGUCGUGUUUCCGCCAUACUCUGAAGUAUUUGGGCGGAAGAAGCUUUAUGUGGCAAGCUCAGCCCUAUACGGCAUGUCAUGCAUCCUGAUUGCAUCCGUCCCAUCAUUGAUAGGAGUAGCGAUGGGCCGAUGUCUCUGCGGGGUUCUGUCCGCCAUCCCCACGACUGUCGUAGUGGGCAGCAUUGAAGACACCUUCAAUUCCCGCGAGCGUGUCUGGGUAAUCUGCCUUUGGACCAUGUUCGCCAACCUGGGCCUCGUCGUGGGUCCUAUCCUUAGUACCUUUGUCGUCGCCUACACCCACUGGAGAUGGCUUUUCUACAUCGCAGCCAUCGUAACCGGAGUCCUUACCCUCCUACUCCUCACUAUACACGAAUCUCGCCCCUCCCUCCUCCUUGCCCGCGAAGUCGCCACUCUUCGGAAGGUCACCAAGAUCGACACCUUGGAAGGUCUCAACCCGGAUAAAGCCCCCGACAUGCGCAGCUUCGUCCGCAUCGCGCUCUUCCGCCCCAUCCGGCUCCUCUUCACCGAGCUCAUCGUCUCCACCGUCUCCAUCAUCAGCGCCGUCGCAAUCGCCCUAGUCUACCUUUUCACCGAAGCCCUUCCCCCGAUCUACGAAUCCUUCGGCUUCACCCGAAAACAAGCCUGCCUUCCCUUCGUGGCCAUCGGCCUAGGUCUCUCCCUCGGUCUCCUCACCCGCUGUCUCGACCUCCGCAUCAUCACCCACCACCGAGCCCAAGGCCGACCACUCCUCCCCGAAGAUAAAUUGACCGGGUUUUGGAUCGGCGCACCCAUACUCGCUGUAGCGUUAUGGCUUUUUGCCUGGACCAUUCCUCCCGCUGUCACGAAUCUCCCUUGGCUUGUGUCGGUCGCGGCUCUCGUGCUGGCUGGGUAUAGUCUCAAUGAGAUCGACUACGUGCUGGGCGGGUAUCUGACGGAUAGUUAUCUCAGCUAUGCGGCGAGUGGUCUGGCGGCGUUGAGUUUGGUGAGGGCAUUGUUGUCUGCUGCGUUGCCACUUAUCUCGGCGCCUAUGUUGGAGCGACUCGGGGCUAAUUAUAGUGUUUCGGUGUUGGCCACUGUUGCGACGGUAUUUUGUGCUGUGCCGCCGUUGUUUUCGAAGUACGGGAGGAGGAUUAGGGCGAGGAGUGCGUUUGCAAGGUUUAGUUUAACAGUGUAUCGCGAGUAUAGUGUUGAUGAGGAGGGGUAUUAGAGUAAAAGGAG